CAUAUGCUAGAAUGAUAUCGACUUGCUCUCCAAGUUUCUCCAUUUAUUUUUUAAUUUUUUUAUGGGUUUUAAAGGGCUUUUAUAAUUUGGGUCCGUAAGAUAGAUCUAAAAUAUAUCUAACAUAUAAGAAGGGUUAAGAGGCAAUCCCUCUCCCAAGUUUAGGUCAGCAAAGUUGCCCACCUCCAUGGCCACCCGUCUUCAGUUUGAGAACAACUGCGAAGUUGGCCUCUUUUCAAAACUCACUAAUGCCUAUUGCUUAGUUGCUGUUGGAGCCUCUGAGAACUUUUAUAGUGCUUUUGAGUCAGAGUUAGCCGAUGAUAUCCCUAUCGUUAAGACCUCUAUUGGAGAAACACCGAUCAUUGGGCGCCUAUGCGUUGGAAACAGGAACGGGCUUCUUGUGCCUCAUACAACUACUUACCAAGAGCUUCAACACUUGAGGAACAGUCUACCUGAUCAAGUUGUGGUCCAGAGAAUCGAGGCGCCUCUGCCUGCUCUUGGAGACUGCAUCGUCUGCAACGACCAUGUUGCUCUUGCUCGCAUCGAUCUCGACGAGGAGACUGAGGAAAUAAUAUCGGACGUUCUCGGUGUCGAAGUUUUCCGUCAGACGAUUGGAUGCAACAUUCUUGUAGGCUGUUACUGUGCCUUGUCCAACAGAGGUGGCAUCGUCCAUGCUUACAUCUCGGAGGAAGAGUUGGACGAGCUCUCGGCGCUGCUUCGAGUCCCGCUCGUUGCGGGGACUGUGAACCGUGGUAGUGAAGUUAUAGCUGCGGGAAUGACCGUCAAUGACUGGACUGCUUUCUGUGGCUCAGACACAACUGAAACGGAGCUCUCUGUAAUAGACAGCGUCUUCGAGCUAAGUGAAGCUUGUGAUAUAAACAAGAUCUCUACAUCGGAAUGGGAUUUGCUUGUGACCAAGUCAGAAGUCCCGGUGUUGGUUAUGUUCAUACAAGAUUGGCGCCCCUCAUGUCGAUACGUGAGGCAUGUAAUGGACGAAUUCAACUCGAAAUACACUGGUCGGUUCAAAUUCUACACACUCAACGUUCGUCAAGAGAGAGGCAUCGUAAUACGCUACGACAUAUUCAAUGUCCCGGCUAGUAUUGUCUUCAAAGGCGGAGACGAGAUGGCUAGAGUAUAUGGAUUCCGUCUUUAUGAAUUAGAAAGACUAGUGAAGCAGUACGAUGACUUGGUCUAUGCAUCCAAGCUUAAGGGUAACUUAGCAAAAGAAAAUAAUUUGCUAAUCAAGACAACAAAUCACCAUAAAAUCAAAGGAGAACUGAUAAAUUUAUUUGCAUAUGUAGGCAUGUGUGUUUUGGUAUUCAGGUCUGUUCUUUACUUUUCUUUUCUUUUUGUUCUUGGAUACUUUGAGUAACCGAAGUAAAUUUAGAUGAGUUUUCUUUUCUGGUUUUGUUUAUUUGUGAUUUGUUUUGGUAAGUUAUCUAUACUAUUUUUUUGCUAAGUAAAUUUUCACAAUCGAUGAUAUAUAUAAUUAAUUAUAUAAUAAAAAACAAAAUUUUUAUUAAUAUCGCUUCAACAAUAUCCCCAAAUUCCCUCACCAAAAAAAACACUAGCAGUUAACACUCUACCGUAAACAUUCAUGCAGGGUCGUUCCAAACCAUUCCAGCCAGAAUAUAAAGUUUUACUUGGGGGAGUAUGAGGCUGCAGUUUCAGUUUUUAUUUAUUUAUAAAAGAGCCAGUCACAGCCUUGGUCUUGCAUGCCUAAAUAGUUUAAAAAUGGAUUUAGUACCUGGUGAAGUAGGCAUGCAAUUCUUCUUUAGAGACUGGGUAUCCUCCAGAAAAUGUGAGGAAAAUAGCCCUAUCUUCUGUAGUUACUUGCUCACCCUCAACCUUGUUUGUUCCUGUUAAUGAUUAGUUGUUUCUUGCUGACCACUUAAGAACUGAUUAGUACUUGAUUCAGCAUCUCUCGUGAUGAAUAUUGUGGUUGAAGAUGAUGAGGAAUCCAAUACUUAUUUUUCACAAAUGCAGAUGCCAGUUUUUUUCUUCUUUUUAUUAGCAAGCAGAUAAUUAUAUAUAAGCCUACUGGGUGGUAACUGGUAAGAGAUUAUAAAAAGAACCCAGUGAAAUGGUGAACAUGUAUCUUGACAAAGCUCAAUUUCUUUAUUAAGAGUCACCAUAUUCAUGAACCAAAUAUCUAUUUUUAUUUUAUUCUAUAAAUGUUCUCUCGUUUCCUUGUUUGUUUAGUUUUCUCAUGUGGAACAAAGAGCUAUUCCUUCUUUCAUGUCAUUAUACUACUCUAUCCGAUUGAUAAUCUUCAUCUCAUCAUCCUUCCAAGUUAAUCAAGAUUCGGGCAUACAUACAAGGUGAUAGUGAACGAAAAAAUGGAUCAAGAAGACUAAAAAGCUGUUGCUCCAAAUGAGAAAAAAACAUCAUAUACUGCCUCUUAGGCUUAGAAUAAGAAAAAAAAACUCCACAACAUUCAUAUAAAGUCAGAAAAUGUCAGCAAAAACAUUCUCUUAUUCACAUAGAGAUGAUGUCAUUGUUU
Messenger RNA from Brassica napus (rape), 2500 nucleotides. RefSeq names its product eukaryotic translation initiation factor 6-2. Bases 185 to 1369 code for a protein of 394 amino acids. Gene Ontology annotation, biological process: ribosomal subunit export from nucleus; assembly of large subunit precursor of preribosome; cytosolic ribosome assembly. Lineage: Eukaryota; Viridiplantae; Streptophyta; Magnoliopsida; Brassicales; Brassicaceae. Gene Ontology annotation, cellular component: cytosol; preribosome, large subunit precursor; nucleolus. The record is from RefSeq and is a predicted model, not a curated record. The transcript has a single exon. Gene Ontology annotation, molecular function: ribosomal large subunit binding.